CUCAGACGUACAAGAUGUUGAUCACCAAGAGCUUUCACGACGUUCCGACCAAACUCGAUGCAAACGGCCGACCCGUCAGGAUCUUUGUCAUUGCUCCCAACGCACCGGGAUACCCCAACGCCAAGUUUCCAGGCGAGUACCACCAUCGCGAGAUUUACCAGGUCACCGGUCCAGUCGAGAGGUUCGCAGGCCAAAUCGCAAGCCAAGGCUUUGUGAUUAUACCAGCAUGUCCCUCAACGUAUCACGAGUUUGAGGGACCUGAGCCCAUCCCGUACGACACCGAAGGCACUGAUCGCGGCAACCAGUACAAGAUUGAGAAGGAGCUCGCAGCAUACGAUGAAGACGCCACCCUAGCCAUUGAUCUUUUGUGCUCACUCAAGAACUGCAACGGUCGUAUUGCAGCCACUGGCAUGUGCCUCGGCGGACACUUGGCCUUCCGUGCCGCUUUCGACCCUCGCGUCCUGUCUUCUGUCUGUUUCUUCGCAACGGACGUUCACUCUGCGACGCUAGGCAAGGGCAAGAACGACGACUCGCUCGCGCGAGUGCGCAAGGGCGACCUGACCAACAAGGGUGAACUAAUGAUGAUAUUCGGCAAGCAGGACACGCACGUUCCACGUGAGGGUAGAGAUUUGAUUCGAAAAACUCUGGAAGAUGCCAAUGUCCCUGUCUCGUUCUUGGAGGUGCAAGCCCAGCACGCUUUCAUUCGCGACGAAUCAUCCAAGGGCCGCUGGGACGCUGCUCUCACCCGUUCGUUAUUCACUUUCAUGAUGGAGGUCUUUGAGCGCACGGUGAGCAGGGACCUAGGAGAGCGGGUCUCCGGGAACGACAAGAUUGAGCAUGUUUGCUGAAGUCUAGACGUAUCAUUGUGACAACAGGCGGUGAUCAUAACAAUAUAUGAAUAUUCUAGCGAAGGUUCAAGCAUUCGGCCCCAGCGCCGGUGCAAUGGCAUCGAGGGCUUCAAUGCUGCUGUCCACCACUGGCACUGCGUACGCUGUAGAAUCCAAAUUUAAAAAAAAAACAAGA
Molecule: messenger RNA, 1023 nt
Organism: Phanerochaete carnosa HHB-10118-sp
Lineage: Eukaryota; Fungi; Basidiomycota; Agaricomycetes; Polyporales; Phanerochaetaceae
Exons: 12
Coding region: 15-848 (277 amino acids)
Molecular function (GO): hydrolase activity
Source: RefSeq, a predicted model, not a curated record